CUCUGUGACAGCCACCACAACGCGACCGUCGCGACAGCUGCGACACCGGGAGGCGGCACCACCGCACUACUUCUCCUGCCGGCAGCGGAAGGAUCCGCGGAUGGCCGUCAUUGCCUCCUGUGUUCCCGCCCGGCCUACAAACGGUUCCCGGGGAGGCGCCUCGCGCGCGUGGUAUCCGUGCGCCGGGCUCGCUCGCGGAGGGGACGGCGGCCAUUUUGUUUAGUGCUGGUGCGAGGAUCAAAACCGGGCAAAAACGUGCAACUCCAAGAGAAUGAAAUUAGAGGACUGUGCUUGAAAUCCAGAGAAAUCUUUCUGAGUCAGCCUAUUCUGCUAGAACUUGAAGCUCCCCUGAAAAUCUGUGGUGACAUCCAUGGACAAUACUAUGACUUGCUCCGACUCUUUGAAUAUGGAGGUUUUCCACCAGAAAGCAACUACCUGUUCCUUGGAGAUUACGUUGACAGAGGAAAACAGUCUUUAGAAACAAUUUGUCUUCUGUUGGCCUACAAAAUCAAAUACCCAGAGAAUUUUUUCCUUCUCAGAGGGAACCAUGAAUGUGCCAGCAUCAAUAGAAUUUAUGGGUUUUAUGAUGAAUGUAAGAGAAGAUACAAUAUUAAGCUGUGGAAAACCUUCACAGACUGUUUUAACUGUCUACCAAUUGCAGCUAUUGUGGAUGAGAAAAUAUUCUGCUGUCAUGGGGGUUUGUCACCAGACCUGCAGUCGAUGGAGCAGAUCAGACGAAUCAUGCGGCCCACUGAUGUACCAGACCAAGGUCUCCUGUGUGACCUCCUGUGGUCUGACCCUGACAAGGAUGUCUUGGGCUGGGGUGAAAAUGACAGAGGAGUGUCCUUCACUUUUGGUGCUGAAGUGGUUGCUAAGUUUCUCCAUAAACAUGAUUUGGAUCUCAUAUGUAGAGCUCAUCAGGUUGUUGAAGACGGAUACGAGUUUUUUGCAAAAAGGCAGUUGGUAACUCUCUUUUCUGCCCCAAAUUACUGUGGAGAAUUUGAUAACGCGGGUGCCAUGAUGAGUGUGGAUGAAACACUAAUGUGCUCUUUCCAGAUCUUGAAACCUGCAGAGAAGAAGAAGCCCAAUUCCAGCAGACCCGUAACACCUCCCAGGGGUAGCUGGAACUUGUGACAAACCCAAGUUCUCCUCAGUCCCUGUCUUGUGCUCUGGAAAGAGUGGUAAGAUCUGAGGCACUCCCUUGCUUUGGGUAUCACUCAGUGACACGUCUCUAAUUUCUUCAAAAUAAAGAGUGUCCCCAUUGCCAUCCA
Molecule: messenger RNA, 1271 nt
Organism: Lepidothrix coronata (blue-crowned manakin)
Lineage: Eukaryota; Metazoa; Chordata; Aves; Passeriformes; Pipridae
Gene: PPP1CC
Product: protein phosphatase 1 catalytic subunit gamma
Exons: 8
Cellular component (GO): cytoplasm; nucleus
Molecular function (GO): protein serine/threonine phosphatase activity
Source: RefSeq, a predicted model, not a curated record